UCCAUUCACAUCACCUCACCACCACACCGCCGCAACAACCACCACCAGCAACACACACACACACAGAAGCGAAGAUGUCCGGCCGCGGCAAGGGAGGGAAGGGUCUCGGCAAGGGCGGCGCCAAGCGCCACCGGAAGGUGCUCCGCGACAACAUCCAGGGCAUCACCAAGCCGGCCAUCCGUCGUCUCGCUCGGAGGGGCGGCGUGAAGCGCAUCUCGGGGCUCAUCUACGAGGAGACCCGCGGAGUGCUCAAGAUCUUCCUGGAGAACGUCAUCCGCGACGCCGUCACCUACACCGAGCACGCCCGCCGCAAGACCGUCACCGCCAUGGACGUCGUCUACGCGCUCAAGCGCCAGGGGCGAACCCUCUACGGCUUCGGCGGCUAGGCCUGCGCCCGCUGCUCCAGUCUCCAUCGACUCUGACUCUGCUAGCUGCUGUUCUGGUGCUAUGCGUUUCGUUUCUGAAUGCGUGCGUGCGUGCGUUGCUGUUCCAUCGGUCUGUGUAGUUAGUGGAUGGCGAUGGAUCUGAAUGCAGUAAGUUCGUCAGAGUGCGUGUGUUGUUCUAUCGGUCUCUGUAGUCAGUUCCUCUGUGGAAGGCGAUGGAUAUGAAUGCAAUGGGAUUGUUGGUUCUUCUUA
Messenger RNA from Triticum dicoccoides, 635 nucleotides. RefSeq names its product histone H4. The record is from RefSeq and is a predicted model, not a curated record. Gene Ontology annotation, cellular component: nucleosome. The coding region runs from base 75 to 386 and encodes 103 amino acids. The transcript has a single exon. Gene Ontology annotation, molecular function: protein heterodimerization activity; structural constituent of chromatin; DNA binding. NCBI's taxonomy places the organism in Eukaryota, Viridiplantae, Streptophyta, Magnoliopsida, Poales, Poaceae.